Pararge aegeria (speckled wood butterfly) is the source of this 1177-nucleotide messenger RNA. RefSeq names its product S-methyl-5'-thioadenosine phosphorylase (gene Mtap). Bases 210 to 1052 code for a protein of 280 amino acids. Gene Ontology annotation, cellular component: cytosol. The record is from RefSeq and is a predicted model, not a curated record. Gene Ontology annotation, molecular function: S-methyl-5-thioadenosine phosphorylase activity. Gene Ontology annotation, biological process: nucleoside metabolic process. The transcript has 8 exons. Lineage: Eukaryota; Metazoa; Arthropoda; Insecta; Lepidoptera; Nymphalidae.
AUUCUUGUCACAUUCCUGUGUAGACUGUAAAAUUCUAUAUUCUGUGAUCUGAUUAAUUUUUUAAGAAACGCAAAAAAUCCAAGUUUCCAAGUUAUUUUGAUAACAAUAGUCAUAAUUUGUACGCAUGUGAGUUUAGUGCUUAUUUGUGCGUUUAUAAUUUGUAAUAAUUAAACAAGUUGUUUAGAGUUAGGUACCAAGAAAUAAAAGUUAUGGCUGGUAGAAAAAUUAUAGUCAAGAUUGGAAUCAUAGGAGGGUCGGGGUUGGAUGAUCCGAAUCUAUUUGAGAACCCAGUGGAGCGUGACGUGAACACUCCAUACGGAAAGCCCUCAGAUGUGCUUCUUGAAGGUUUUAUCAAGGGCGUCCCUUGUGUUCUACUGGCCAGGCAUGGUAGGAAACAUCAGUAUCAACCAAGCGACAUUAACUACCGCGCCAAUAUCUGGGCAUUGAAGCAGGUAGGAUGCACGCACAUCCUCGCUACCACAGCCACAGGCUCGCUGAUACACCAGUACCAGCCCGGCGACCUUGUUGUACUCGAUGACUUUAUUGACAGGACCUGGGGACGUGCAUGCACGUUCUUUGACCGCACCGAGGGUGGGCCGCGCGGUGUCUGUCACCUGCCAAUGCGACCCGCGUUCUGCGAAAAGGCUCGCCAGGCCCUGCUGGCGGCGGCGCGUGAACACGGGCACAUCUGCCACGAAACCGGCACCGCAGUCACCAUACAGGGCCCGAGAUUUUCAAGCCGCGCUGAGAGCUUGAUGCAUCGCUCUUGGGGCGGACAUGUCGUCAACAUGACCACAGUUCCAGAGGUGGUGUUGGCGAAGGAAGCAGGACUUAGUUAUGCUGCCGUGGCGCUCGUCACCGACUAUGACUGCUGGCGGGAAAACGAGCAAUCGGUAUCAGUGAGCGAAGUUCUGCAAAUGUUCGCGCGGAACAUCAAGAAAGCCAUCGACGUGAUUGUUGGCGCCGUGCAGAUACUGGCGGCAGAGGAAGAUUACACUUACCUCGACAUUCAUAAGGAACUGGUUGCAUCAGCCGUAAUGCUCAAAGAGUAGACAAGCAUUUAAAAAUUUCAAAAGCAUUUACAUGAUCAAGGAGCAUUUAAACAUCUACAUAUAUUUAAGUGAAAAUCUAUUUACGAAAAAUCAUGUUUAAUACCGAAAUAAAACUCUGAAACUGC